AUGGAUGCUGAGCCGCUGGUUGCGCAGGCGGGCGACCAGGUGGUUGACCCCGAAGUGCGCUCAUUCAUCUACAGCCUUGUCACUGCGCUUGGCGGAUCUGCGAACGAUGAAGCUGGACGUUAUACUCUUGGAGAUGAUGCACUGGGGUGUCUGCGAGAUCUUAAGAAAUGGCUACGGUUCUACGACGAGAAACUGAAUCGGCUGGAUGUUGCCAGAUGCCUGGCCGAGAGCAACCUUGUCAAUGGCGACUUAAUACCGAUUUUGGCUCUAUGGGAUGAAGUUAAGCCGACAGACAAGUACAAGUCAAGGAUUACUUUGGCAUGCUUAGAAUUGCUCGUUCCCUUAACAUGGCCAGUUGAAAUCCAUAGCGAAAUGACUAUUAACCACCAUCGACACACCCCUUACCUCCAGCGCGCCCAGAUUUCUUAUAAACGAGGGAUACUCGGCCAUCCUUCUAACUCUAUUCUCCGGUCAAUUAUCCGCAUUGGCCUCCCAAGCAUAACAACCCCUCGACCGGAAAGAUCAUCGCGAGACGAAGGAAUUUUGAAACUUGUCCUAUAUUUAUUUAGAAAUGUGACAAUAAUCAACGCUACCCCAAAUCUUUUAGUGGAAGGCGACGAAGAUGAAACGUCAAGGUCAAUGACAAUCAAUGCUUUUCAUAAUCAAGACGUAUUCGCCAUGCUACUCACACUAUGUUCAAACAUUGAAGAGGAGUUCACCUUCCAGGAUGUUAUCCUUCUCGAGAUAUUGUUUCAUCUCAUCAAAGGCGUUGAAGUUAAACAACUGUUCAUGGACAACAGCCAACGUAGUGCAACCCGCACUGAUGAACUGAAAGGACUAAUGGAUGCUGAAAGCUCUUUAACCCGUGAUCGUUCAAAGCACGCCCCAACUCGCCAUGGCAGGUUUGGAACUAUGAUCUGGGUAAAACGACAGGAUGAAAAGGUGUCUUCUGUAUCGGGCCAAGAUGUUCUACUUAAUGACCAAGCGGCGUUUGACAAGAUGGAUAAAACUAAGAGAUGGAAUAAACCGAGAGGGAGACGGCCGGUGAUGGAUGAAACGUCGAAUAAUUUUAACAUGCAGGUUCACCUAACCUCCUCUGCUCUCCACCAUCUUCGACUUUUUGUUGAAGAGUUCCUUGAUUCGGGGUUCAAUCCUCUAAUGACCAGUAUACGAAAAGCUAUGGAGCGAGAGUCUGACCGUCUGACCGAAUCUUCGUCCCGGCAUUUUUUCUUCGUCGGCUCUUGGUUUUUAAAUGCCGAACGGGCGCGCCGUGCGCAGCAAGAGGAAGCUCGCCGAAAGGCGACUGGCUCUGCAAAAGAGAUCGAACCUGACAGUUUUGCUCUUGUAGCGAGUGUCCUUAACCAGGAAACCUUUAUUGCCCUUAAUCGAUUCAUGCAAACCAGUCUCGACAACAAAGAAUGGCAGGACCUUAAUGCUGGCAUGUUAUCAUUUACACAAACUCUGCUUACAGUUCAAGAAAUGGCAAAGUCCGCUCUUGAAGAAGACCAAGAGAUUGCUGAGAAUAUCCAAAGCCGCAUUUUCUAUGAAGAAUCAACCCACGACAGGAUUUUGUCUACCCUACGAGGUUAUAAAGGCCAAGGGUUUUGGUAUCUUGACGCCUGCACAGAGCUCGCGCAUGUUUUCCUUCGGAUGUUAGAGCAAUAUUCAAAGCAAAAUGUGGACAUGCAAGUCCGAUCUAAGCGAAUAUCAAGGCGUAAGAAAAAGGUGCAAAAUCAGAGCCAAGAGAACAUGGGAGAAGAGGAUGAUGGAUUUGAUAAUUCGGAGGACGAAGAAGCAGCGGAUAGGGCAGAAGCUGUUCGCAGUGUUGCAGAGAGAUCGUUUGAUUUUAAACGGUUUUGUUCUAAGUUUUGCACACAAAGUUCUGUCAACACCUUUGUUGCCUUAGCGUCCUACUAUCGCGAUUUGGAUACUGAGCAGCUGAAACGUGCGCAUCGAUUUUUCUACAGGGUUGCAUUUAAACAAGAGUUGAGCGUGCUUUUGUUCAGGCUAGACAUCAUAGCACUCUUCACUAGGAUGAUAAAGGGGCCGGAGGGCCUAGCCUCCUCGAAUCCUGUUUUUGGGGAAUGGGAAGAACUUGUUCGCCAAAUCCUAAAGAAGCUUUUCCGGAAGAUUGACGAGCGGCCGCAGUUAAUUACAGAGCUAUUGUUUAGCAAAAUUCCUGCUACUGUGCAUUACUUGGAAUACGGCCACGACAAACAGACACUGACAGUUACAUCUCGACCUGCUGCAGAGUUGGAGAUCAAACCUAAUGCUACUAGAACGACUGACGAAAACAUCCGAAUUGUCGUGUCAAGCUUGGUUGCAGAUGGUAGUGAAGACUUGGUUCGAUGGUUAUGUGAGAUCCUUGAUAACGCGCUGAAAGAUAGGAAGAGCUGGGAGCUCGCGGAUCUGGCACGGGGGACACAAGAUGCAGCCGAUAUUGUCGAUAUUGCCCCAAGCACACCCGCAAUAGAGGUUUCUGGCCCUGACGAAAAAUGCAAAACAGCAAUGUUUAAAAAUGGUCGUUUGCGUCUCCUUUUCACGCUUGCCGGCCUGGUGCUGGCUGGUGAAGAUGUUUUGGGCACCCCUUGGAGUAUACCUGGUUCCAUUUCAUCCGCAGUGCUCGAGGAGACCCACAAUUCUAUUCAACAACAUUGUGAUAAUCCAGCCCCUGAAAUUGAUGGGGUCGACCCUCACACGCUUAUACGUCGAAAACGUAUAGCUGGCACGGCCACCAACAAUGACGACUCUACAGCCCAUGUUAACUUUGGCAGUGAUUCUGAGGGAGAAGACCUAGGCCUUGAUCAAGUGCUCUUCCCUCCAAAUCUCCGUUCAAAGUCAAAAGCACUCAAAGAAUUGAAACAAAAGAGGCGCAAGGGCAAGAAGGGAGAUGAGGAUGAAGACAAUCACCUUGACGAGGAAGCUUUAAACGCUCGCCGACUAGCGCGUGAGCAGAACGCACUUGAACGACAAAAGAAGAUCAAGAGUAGCCUCUUUGUUAAUGCUAGUGAUGAUGAAACUGAUGAUGAAGCUGAUCAAGAAUUCUUUGCGCGAGAGGCAGAAAGACGGAAAAGGCAGGCCCAGCGAACAGAGGACGCAAUGGCUUUAGAUAUACUAGGGGAGAGAACCGGGAAGGCGAAGGGGAAACGAAAACAGGCUAUUUCAAGUGACAGUGACGAGGAAGAUGAAAUUAGCAGCCAAAGGAAGCGUGCAAGGAGCCAGAACCCAGCGUCUGGAAGUGAUGUUGAAGAACUGGGCGCUACCUCUCAACUUAGAGCGCAGACUCCACCGACAUCUACGGAAGACGACCUCAUAUUUGAUAUUGGAGAAAAAUCGCCAGCGCCGACGUUCCAGUGGUCAUCUACUGCGGCCGACAUACCUGCUAAAUCUAUAGGUGAACAGGAUGAUGACAAUGAUGAGGAUGACGAUGAACCUAUCACGAUGACACGAUCACGACGGCCUAAAAUGAUGGCUGGAUUCAUGGUUGACAGUGAUUCAGAGUAA
Microsporum canis CBS 113480 is the source of this 3504-nucleotide messenger RNA. Its product is annotated as topoisomerase 1-associated factor 1. Gene Ontology annotation, cellular component: replication fork protection complex. The transcript is spliced from 4 exons. Gene Ontology annotation, biological process: DNA repair; DNA replication checkpoint signaling; replication fork arrest. The record is from RefSeq and is a predicted model, not a curated record. Gene Ontology annotation, molecular function: DNA binding. Lineage: Eukaryota; Fungi; Ascomycota; Eurotiomycetes; Onygenales; Arthrodermataceae. Bases 1 to 3504 code for a protein of 1167 amino acids.